AGAAUGUUGGCCCCUCCUACACCUCAAACCCACCUCCGGCGUGCCCAUAUUACCCAGGCGAAUAAUAGACCUGCGUCCCACUCGAGCUUUUUUUUUUAUAUCAUUCUAAAAACACACCAAGCCUACUGGUAAUGUUUUUGUCAAUCUGGCAACCUCUGUAACCAGCUCAUAGCUCUUGUCUCUGCAGUCAGUGGACAUUUCAGCGGAGCGCACCGGAGAGCGCGCACUGAGACGCACGGUUACGCGCAACUUUCACCAGCAACACAAGUGACUGUUUUUACUCGGAUAACUUAAGACAUGUUGGACCACAAGAGCAGGAAAGACUUACUUUGGAUUGUACUCACUUUAUCGUGUUUUUUCCGACAAUUACCUGGUGAUUGUGUUAACAAUCCUUUACAACUUGACCCACCAAGUAUUGUGGUGCGAUUUGGGGACCCCGCAUCAGUCAACUGUAACACGAAUGUCACACAUCAUGGCAUGGGCUGGGAGUCAUCUCUGGACGGAGUGGAUAUGAUGGACGAUUUACAAUCAAUUACCUGGAAUGUCGAAAACAUUUCCCACUGGGACUUAAAGCCAAUAUGCUACAUCACUGUGGAUGUUCAAUGUCAGAAAGAAUUAAUUAUUACUAUAUACAAGCCUCCAGACCAGGUGUCCAUCAGCUUUGGGGAACACACAGGGCCAAUGAUUGAAGGCAAUCAGUACGAGCUCCAGUGUGAAGUUCAAAAUGUUGCUCCUGUUCGCCUUCUCAAUGUAAACUGGUACAAAGGACAACAGCUAGUGAAAACGGACAGCUUUACUAAUGAGACCAAAACUCCAGUUAAUGAAAUAAGGACACUUCAGGUCUCCCCACAAAGAGGUGAUGAUGGAGUUCAGUAUAGAUGUGAGGCAGUGCUGGAACUGGGACCAGAAGGACCUCAACCACCACCCAUAAAUAAAUCAGAUCCUCUCACCAUUACAGUACAUUUUGGACCUGAGUUUUCAAACUGUAAAGAUGAUGAGCAACUGAUGGAGGGGGAAAGUCUGGUGGGCUACUGUACUGCAACAGGAAAUCCAUUGCCUGUUUAUUACUGGGAGAAAGAUAAGAACAUUGUUGACCGCAACACUCCACUUAAUAGGACCUCAAAUGGAAAAUACAACAUCAUUAUCAAUGGCACAAUUGUUAGGUCCGUGAACGUCGUUGUGAAGUAUGGACCAGAAAUUUCAUGUGAACCAAUUUAUACAGUCGAAGAGGACCAUGAUUUCAGGCCCAAUUGCACAGUUGUAGGAUUUCCAAAACCUGAACUGACAUGGUAUAAGGAUAAUAUGGAUAUAUUACAAAUACCUCAUAAAAUGAGCAAGGAAGAUUCAGGGCAAUACUUUCUACAAGCAAGCAAUGGCAACGCUACUGUUAAUCAUACACUAGAAGUAGAAGUUUUGUAUCCACCAACUGACAUUGUAGAGCUGGAGAGUGCACAGGUAUCUCGUGGCGAAGACGUGUAUCUCAAAUGCUCUUCUAAAGGCAAUCCUCCGAUCAGCUACAUCUGGACCUAUCAUCAGACAUCUAAUGUGCAAGUCGUACACCAAGAUGGCGUGUCCCUGCUACAUAUAAAACAUGUUCGUGUAGAAAACAUUGGAACAUACAAGUGCACUGCCUACAACUAUCUUAGAGAAAAAAGCCAUACGGUCAGAGUUGAUAUUCAAGGUGCAAAAGCCAAAUGUCCAAUUUGGAUCUCUCCGCAAGAGAGCGUGUUUCCCUACACAUCUGCUAACGUGACGUUUACAUGUCAUUCAUCUGUGCCUAAUGCAAGUUUGAGUUGGGAAUAUUUAAACCAAACGUAUCACGGGAGCACCUUGGACAUUAACCCUACCUCGGUUGUUAAUCUCCCGGCUUGGAAUGUAAAGGCAUCAUGUUACGGACAUUUCGUGAGAUUUGACAAUUGUACUAAAAAUAUCAGUGUUCGCAUGUACAAGCUUCCAGACAAGAUGUCCAUCAGCCCUGUGAAUCACACAGGGCCGAUGAUCGAAGGCCAUAACUUUACACUCCGUUGUGACAUUCUAAAUGUUGCACCCAUUCAGUCGCUCAUUGUGAACUGGUACGAAGGAAAAGUCCUAGUGGAAAGUAAACGAUUUCCCACAACACGGAAUCCGGAUAAUAAAACCUUGACCCUCAAUAUUUCUCCAAGGAGAAACAGUGCUUCGUAUACAUGUGAAGCGAAGUUGGAUUUUGGAUCAAAUUUGACCAAAUUUGACAAGGUUUAUUACAACGCAGAGGUUUAUGCCAUACCGGUUAUAACGACAAAAUUUCCAGCUCGGGUCCCGCUGUUUCGAGGCUAUCCGGAGAAGCUCGUUUGUGAGGCCAGUGGUUUUCCAGAGCCCACUAUCACAUGGAGCUUCAACAAUAAAACCAAUUAUGGAAACCAAACAGUUAUAGACAGUCCCGGGGAAUAUACCUGCACUGCAAGCAAUUCUGUUGGGACAGUCAAGAAAAAGGUCAUUGUAGAUAUGAAAGAAGUCAGUUGUGACCUUGUGCUCAUGCCUGCCGAACUGCUGGUGGAGUAUGGUGAUUCAGCCUCGGCCAAUUGUUUGACUGCGACUCCAAGUGUUCACACCGGCAUGGGCUGGGAGGCGUCACAGGGAGCAGUGGACAUGAUCGAAGAUGUCCAGCUCGUCACCUGGAAGUUGGACAGCCUCGUGCACUGGGACAUACAGCCUAUCUGCUUCCUCAAAACGUCGGCAUGGCAGUGUCAAACAAAACUCCCUGUAACUGUUUACAAGCUUCCAGACCGAGUGUCCGUCAGCACCGCGGGUCACAGAGGGCCAAUGAUUGAAGGCAAACCGUAUGAACUCCAGUGUGACGUUUACAAUAUCGCUCCUGUUCACCUCCUCACUGUGAACUGGUACAAAGGACAACAUCUGGUAGCCAAAACUUGGUUUUCUGACUCCACCAAAACGCCAGUGAACCAGUCCACUAGGUUCCAAUUAUCCCUCAGCAGAGCCGAUGAUGGCAUUCGUUACAGGUGUGAGGCAGAGCUGAAACUGGGUUGGGUGAAAACGUCUUCUAAAAUGGCAUCACAGGUUCUCGGCCUUACUGUACAUUACAGUCCACAGGUCACCAGUGUAGUAGAGAUCUUCAACGAGACAAGUGAAGAUGGCAUGUUGAAUUGCACAGUGGAGGCAAAUCCUCCUCCGAGUUAUACAUGGUCAUCAUCUCUGCAGAAGGAGUUUAAUGUCGGCCAUCCAGUGCUUCCCUUAUCGUCUGUGGGUUCGGGGAACUACACUUGUACGGCAUCAAAUGAAAUUGGCAGCGUCAGCAAAAUGUUUGUUGUUCGAGUUAAACCUCGAGACGGAAAUCAUACCACAUUUUGGGCGAUCGUUGGACCCUUUGUCGGACUGGCCGUGGGGAUGAUCGUCGGAUACGUAUUGCUCAAAAAGAGGACUAGGAAGAUAUGAGUCUUCACGAGAAGAUGCACGUACACAAGAGGAUCAUCUGAAUCGAAUCGUUCUACAAGGUAGCAUUCGAUUGGUGGUUUCAACUCCGGAGGAUAAGUACCACUGUUAGCAAUGAAAAAAGCUCUUCUUUGGGAUAGAAGUUCCAUCAAGCGCCUAAAAAAGCUUCGUGGUUUGGUACUCUUGUGGGAAAGAGGAAGAGCUGAUCAUCAUUCGUUGAACCCACAAAGAACAUUUUUGAAUUUCUUGGUUACAGAGGGCAGACAGAUUCAUAUCUCCAUGUUUAUACUGUGAAGGCGCCUCAGGCGGCCUUUUAAAAAAAAAUUUAUUCUUACAUUUUAUUUAUCUUGUAUUGAAGUCAUUAUUUAUUAGAUGUGUAUUAUUGUUAUUAUUAUAUGAUGCACUUAAUCUGGUUUCCUCCUCUUUAACCAAAUUCGCCGUAUGCAAAUUUCAUCACUGAGUUUACUCAAGAACUUGAGUGAGUAAACUGAUCCCCAGACUUACCCUGGGAAUUCAGCGCUCUGUGACUAGGCGAUGUUUGUUCAGAUAAAGUGGUGAUUAAUCCAUUGUUUCUGUAUAAAUGCUUUUCUUGUAGAUAACCAUGCUCUGGAAAAAUAGACUUGUUUAUACCAAGUGAGUUAUUUCCAAUUCGGUCUGCACUGCUGAGCCUUUUGUUUUAUAGCACCUCAUUUAAUGAAGCUCCUUUUAACAUACUGUAAUUCUUACAUUACCAUACUGUAAUUAUUACUAUUUUUAUUUACAUAUUGAUGUAAAGAAGUGAAAUAACCUUCUGUUCAACUAUAAAUCGAACCCUCCGUCCACUUGACUCAAAACGAAUCUUGCCUAGAAAUUCAUGUGGUUUGCAAAAGAGGGUACUUCUUAAUCUGUAAUCAAGUACCUCUUCCACACUGGUCUCUUUAUAGUGUGCAUUUAUUUUCUGCUCGUAGAUUAUCUGAUGAUAAGCUCUGCACUGCUGUACUAGCAGAUAUAGCUUGUGUUAUUGGUACAGGAACGUGUGUACCGCCCCCUUUUGCUCACACCCGGGACUGCUGCGCCAAUUUUCCUGAGAAAUGAUAUCGAAGUUGAACCAAAGCCCAGCAAAAUACAGAUUUCAGAUGUGAAUACUCCUGAAAAGUACUUGAUUUUUUUUUUUUUAUCAUGUUGAAAGCAUGUUUCAUUUACUGUGCACUCGAUUAUUAGAAUAUAAUAGUUCACAACGGUACAUUAAAGCAUUAACACGGUCACGAUGCAAAUGAUUUUUUUUUUUUUUUAAAUCUUUUUUAGUGUUUUUAAUCUUUUAGAAUUAGCACAUUUUUACUCAGUGGCAUUUAAAGUAUUCUGAUCAAUAAAAUGCUGUAUUUUA
Messenger RNA from Silurus meridionalis, 4789 nucleotides. RefSeq names its product hemicentin-1-like. The record is from RefSeq and is a predicted model, not a curated record. Gene Ontology annotation, biological process: cell adhesion. The transcript has 13 exons. Gene Ontology annotation, molecular function: integrin binding. Bases 298 to 3429 code for a protein of 1043 amino acids. NCBI's taxonomy places the organism in Eukaryota, Metazoa, Chordata, Actinopteri, Siluriformes, Siluridae.